CGUUACUCGAUUGAGUCUGCCUAUCUGUGACGUCAUCGCCGCGCGCUAGCAGCGUAAAGACAACAAAACAGCAUGGCGGAUGGCGGAGGAGAAGCACACGAGCGAGAAAUUAUCAAGCCACCAUUGCGGUCCAGUGUCUGGAAACACUUUGGCUUUUGCAAAGAUGGAGAUGUUCUAAAUAAGUCACUCGCUGUUUGUCGGAUAUGUAAAGGUCAAGUAAAGUACAACGGCAACACGACAAAUCUCUCCAACCACCUACUAAGGCGCCAUGGGAUUGCACACAACACCGAUCGUCCAGGCACCUCUUCCAGCGUUCCCGCUGCAGCAUCACUGCAAGGUAACAGUAAAGUCACAGAAGCCUCGGGCCUCGCCUGCAUGUUUAGUCAGAGACUAGGCCAAAACUCGGCUCGGGCAAAAAAUAUCACGGCAACAAUUGCCAAGUUUAUCUGCAAAGAUAUGCGACCCUACAGUGUGGUUGAAAACCCGGGGUUCCGUGAAAUGAUUAAAACAUUGGAGCCAAGGUACACGAUACCAAGCCGACCACACUUCUCAGAAACGGUUAUUCCUGCAUUGUACGAAAGUACUAAGAAUGAUGUGAAGCUGUCGCUCUCUCAAGCUGAACGAGUAGCGAUAACAACGGAUGGCUGGACGUCAUGUUCAAAUCAAGGGUAUGUGACAAUUACCUCUCAUCACAUUGAUCCGGAUUGGAAAAUGAAAACCUUUGUUUUGCAAACCAGAGUUUUAAAUGAAGCCCAUACUGGUAAAAAUAUUGGCGCGUUACUGCGUGAAGCCUGCAUUGAGUGGAAAAUCUCCGACAAGAAUCCUGCGAUUGUAACAGAUAACGCCAAGAACAUGAUUGUGGCCGGCGCAGAAGCCCAGUUCAGUCCACACAUUACCUGCUUCGCACAUACGCUCAACCUUGCCUCACAGAAGGGUUUGGGGGUGGACCGUGCUUCCAGGUUGUUGGGGAAAGUGCGAAAAAUUGUUGGCUAUUUUCACCGCAGCCCGAUUGCAUGUCACGUCCUACAGGAAAAACAAACUCUGAUGGAUUUACCAAAACACAAACUAAUCCAAGACAUAAUCACCAGAUGGAACAGUUCAUUCGAAAUGCUUGAACGUUUUUUGGAACAGCAGCCAGCUAUAAUGGCAACUCUGAUGUCCAAGGAUCUGCGAAAAGGGGUCACAGAUGUAUGCACGCUGAGUGAGAGUGAUAUUGCCAACAUGGAUGACAUUGUUCAGUUGAUGGGUCCUGUCAAAAUUGCAACAACUGUAAUGUGUGAGGAAGACCAGCCAACUCUCUCUGUAAUUGCUCCUCUUCAAGCAAAACUUCUGAAACACCUACAGCCAUGCGAAAACGACUCAACCCUGGUUGCAGAGAUUAAGAUGGUGAUGACCAAUGACCUCUCCAAACGCUACAAAGGCACCCAAGAUGCUCUCAACAUAGCAUCAGCGUUGGACCCGCGAUUUAAAGAACUGCCCUACCUGGACAAAGAGGACAGAGAACAGGUCUACGCAAAACUGAUUUUUGAGGCAGAAGCGUCCCACCAGAUGCAAGCAAUGGGAAAUCAGGAGGAAGACGAGGGAGGCUCAAGCACAAAGCUGUCAGGAUUCGAUGAAGAGACCACAGCUCCAAAUGAGUCACCUCCUUGUAAGAAGAAAGCCUUAGAUGCACUGUUUGGUGAUUCCUUUACCCAAAGAGAAAGAAAAUCCACAAGCGAGACAGCCAGAGCAGAGGUUAUGAGGUACCGAGCAAAAGAUGCAUUGCCUUUGACUGAAAAUGCCAUGAAUUGGUGGAAAUCUCAGGAGAACGAGCUACCUGUACUUUCAAUCCUUGCUAAACGGUACCUGUGCAUUCCAGGCACCAGUGUGCCAGCAGAGCGAGUUUUUAGUACUGCUGGCGACAUAGUGAACGCACAGAGAAGUGUUCUGCGGCCAGAUCAUGUUGAUCAGUUGAUAUUUUUGAAAAAAAAUCUGUAAGGUCAUUGAAGAGUAGUUUGUUACACUUGACCUAUUGUUACAUAUUAGUGCACUGCUGUUUGUUUAUUAAAAUGAGAGUAGUAGCAAGUUCAGCCACUGCUCAUUCAACCUUAAUAAAUGUUGGUUGCACUUUACUUUUGAUAUUAAUACUGUAUUUGUAUUAUUUUUAUGUUGAAAAACCACAGCAAAGGUAGCAGGUAAACCUACUAUUAAUACAACCUCAGGAAAGGUUGGUUGCACUUUAUUUUUGAUAAUAAUACUGUAUUUGUAUUAUUUUGUAUGUUGAAAAACAACAGCAAACGUAGCAGGUAAACCUACUAUUAAUUCAAUCUGAAGAGAUGUUUGUUGCACUUUAUUUUUGGUAUUAAAUACCAAACAAACAUCUCUUCUGGUUGAAUUAAUAGUUAAUUUUAUACUUUAUAUUUUAUAUAUGAAUAAUACUAUUAAUAUUGUAAUAUUUUUAUGUUGAAAAACAAAAGCAGAAGUAGCAGUUAAACCUACAGUUGAAAUGUUGGUUGGUUGGUGCACUUACUGUACUGAAAAUGUUAAUUCAACCUAAAUUGUUGGUUGCACUUUAGUCAAAUAAAAUGUGAAUGCACAUUCCAUUAAUU
Misgurnus anguillicaudatus (oriental weatherfish) is the source of this 2588-nucleotide messenger RNA. NCBI's taxonomy places the organism in Eukaryota, Metazoa, Chordata, Actinopteri, Cypriniformes, Cobitidae. The record is from RefSeq and is a predicted model, not a curated record.